UAGCUUGGUUUGGCUUGACUUGCCUUCGAACAUCAAUUUUAAUGCGUGCACCAGCAAUAAUACACGACCACACGAUUUUCCAAUUACACUCAAUUUGCAUUUUUAUGCCAGGCUAAUGCCAUUGUUAUCUAUCAACAAUAAACAAAAAAAAUAUUCUAACGGAAAGUGACACACACGUUGCGACGCGAUCACUCUUGGUUGACCGACUCACGCGAUCGCUUGUCCCGCAAACGAAGAAAUGUAUACGCUUUUCGAUUAAUCAAUGCCUAAUCAACGAAACACGUGAACGACUGGUUUCGUUUUAAUUAAAAUUUAUAGUUUUGUGAUAAUGAAAGCAGAGUGAACACUGAACAUUUAAUUUACGGCGAGAGACGAAACAAUGUGAUCGCAAAGAAAUUAUAUAAAUAGAUUGGAAUGACCUAUCAAUCAACAUCAAUCGAACGCUGUUCACUUAGCCUAAUAAAUCAUAAGAAAACGUCAUCAAAAAAACUGAUUACAACACAAGAGGCCCCAUGAUCAACCUUGGAUUAUUUUUCAAAAUUGUCAUCGUACGAUAAAUUCCAAAUACUAAAGAAAGAUGAUGGUGCAUAAAUUGAACAUCGAAAUGAGAGAUGGGUCUCCAGCAGUAAAAAUGCCAUUAUUCGAUUGAACAAAUUAGUUAAAUUUAAUAGCAAUUUCAUGGAAAAUCGAUGUCAUUGCUUGGAAUAAUAUUCAAAUUCUCAAUCACUCGCCACUACGCGAUUAAGUUGAUUUUUUCAUAUUUUUUUUUCAUUUUUAUCCAGUCACAUGCCACUGUAAUCUGUCCAUUGUACUCGAAUUGAGGAGCUUAAAAUUGUAAUUUUCAUUUAAUUCUUCGUUUCGUUUUCUCUCAUUCUGGUUCGCAGCGACGAUCACGCUCGUAGCGAAUGAAGUGAGAAGGGCGAAUUAAACCGUCAAGUCAUGACAUACACAAUUGAGGAUGAGCGUCACUUUUAUCAUUAUCAGCAUGCAAUUGAAUGAAAUGUGCCCACAUUUUCGAUCGAGUCUCAAAUCAUUCUGUUAAAUCAACGUUGAAUUGUAAUUCAUUUGAAUGAACGAAAAUCACACAAAGAAAGAAGAAGAAAAACCAUUUGAUUUAGAGAGGAAACAUCGUGCGCACUAUAAGUUGGACUCGUGACAAUAGUUUUGUACACGUAGCAACCAUAUCGAAAAUGAAAUCGACAACUUAUUCCAAAAGUUUUUAUAUAAAUUUAUGCGUUGUUCCGAGUCACCGCAGCGGCGUGUGUUAAAUAGUUUUUUUUUCCUUUUGAAUUCUCAAAUUCGGAAAGGGCUUGCAAUCAUGAUGAACCCAUUUAAAAUCGUAAUGAAUAUUGCGCCAUUAAACGUGCGUCUGAUUUUAGCCACACUCUAACGAUAUCAGGCAGGUGGCCCGCAUACACAUCAAUUAAUUGCGAUGAAAGUAAACGUGACCAGAGAAAGAAUCAACCAGCAACGAUACACUACAUCCAGCUUUGACUAUUCCGCUGAUUGACAUUCUCCUAAUUGCUGCUUUCUAAUGCUAAGUUUGAUUCCGUUUCGAACUCCAUUCAACCCGACUCGAAAUCGAGAACGAAGAAAAUACUUUGCGAAUGUAUUACCUUUCAUGAUCAAGAGCCAAUUUCAAUGAGCUACUUCAAGCCAAGCGAGUGAAUUCGGUUUUAGAUGUUCAAAAAAAAAUGAAAAACCAUUAAGAAACUUCACACACCAAAUGCACCAGAACAAUGCGCUUGAAUGAAAAGAAGAAGAAAUACAAGGAAAACAAUGAGCCCAAUUUCGAGUGACGACUGAAAAUGGUAAACAAUAGAAACUACUUGUUGUUUCAUUUUCUUUUACCUUUUUGUCUUGGUUUUGCAUUUUAAAUUGAUUUGCCGCAUCGUCGAAUAACUUAUUUUUGUAGUGCUUCCACUUCUACGGUGAAUAUUCAUAAUGCGCCGCAUUCUCAGUGGACUUUUGUUUGUUUUUUUCCUCUUCAGCAUUGCAACCGAAACGAAGAGAGAGAGAAAAGUCGUUAUAAAAGCCCGGACGACAACGGAAACCCUUUAAACGUUGCGCUCAGCUGCAUCACACAUAGUAUGAAUCUGAGUGGCAAAAGUAUGUUCUUCAUUACCGUUCUUAAUCCACAUUUGAACGAUGUUGGAUGUGUAUUUUUUUCCGUCGACCAUCUCGAUGCUGUGCUGUUUCCAUUGUUACGUUUCACUAUGGUUCAAGUGUUCUGAAAAUGACGGCAGAAAGAUACAAAAAAAAACAAUGUAGUAAGAAUGAGUUUUGUGUGUGCAUAUUGCGCAACAAAAUCGUACGGCCUAUAAGCUCUCGCAUUCAACGAGUGUCAUUAGCCAAACAAGCACAAGUUGUUACGAUGAAUCUAUGUGAAAACUGCCGUUAAAAAUCAGGUCAACAACAGCAACAUAAGAAAUCUCUCAGUGGGCAUUGUUCUUGACUAUUAGCUCUUUGGCUUGGAUAUUUUCUGUAAUGAAUUUUCAACUUCUCUGCUGUUCGCAUCGUGCUCAAGUUUACUUUGGUUGCGUCAUCGAACACAGUACACGUUAUCGAAUGAACAACAAAAACCAAACUAUUCUAUUGAUCGCCGUCGAUUAUACUUUGUUCGAGUUAUUGCUUAUGAAAUCCAUUGAUUCGAUGGGAACGCGUUUUUUUUUUGCUGGACCAAAGAAAAUUGACGAUAAUUUGCCAUUAGAAGAAAUUAACUGCCUGAAAUGAAUGAAGAAAAAAAUCUAUCGAAUUAGCCAAAACGAACAAUUUUUCGUUCGACGUGGAAUUCUGAGGUGUUGAAAUAUCGGACUAUUUAUCGAUCUCCUUCGCUGUUCGGCUAAUUAGAUUAUUCAAAAUAGAGUUCAAUCGACAUCAUGAGAUCGUUGUUGAAUCGGUUCGCAUGAAGUACAGUAGCAGACGUAGUAAUUGUCGCUCGCUUCAGCGUAUAACGGAAUGCACACUUAUGCAAAAAAAAAAUUCUCAAUUAUAUCAUUGAGUUCCGCAUUGACAGCGUGCGCGCAUUGCAUUGGGUUGUCAUUAAAAAAAUAUCAUCCAUCUCUUUAUGGAAAUUAUAAUAUACGCGGCUAUUGAUUAGCUAUUGUAGUCGAUCGAAUACAGUUAUCAUGGCAAAAACCAGUAGAUAGAAACGCUGGAACAUAUCGAUCUUGCGGCCGAUUAGCAGGCGUUCCUAAAGAGUUUUGCACACUUAUCAAUGCAACAGGCUUUUAGCAUUUCCCCUGGUUAUGGUUCGAUCUCUCAUUCAUAAGUGUUUGCCGUAUUGUUUACCGGUUUGUCUUCCUUUUUGGAAUGUAUAUUGCGCGUGCUUUCGUUUCGAUAAUUUAUUGGUUAUGAUCGGACCUGCCGUUGUGAUUACUUGGUGAUUUGAAUGUUUUAUUUUCUGCCCGAGAAAGAGAUUCGAAUGAAGAAGCCAAGGAUCUGGGAGGCGGUAAAAUGAGCCAUAAUUUAAUGUGAACUUGGAAAUUAUCAUAAAAUAAACGAUUGCCGUCGGCACAAACGUGUGCGUGUGUGUGUUUGGAAAAAUUGAAAAUGGCCGUAAUUACAUAGGAGUGGAUCGAAAUUCCAGAACGAAAUGAUUUGAUUUAGACGAAAACACAGACAUAAUGUUCGAUGCCCGUUUUUAGGUGAACAUACUCUGCUUUUCUUUCUUUGGAAAUCUCGUACAAAUAUGGAGAAGGAAAAAUUAAUUGAUUUCAACUUUCGAAUAUUUCUAAAGCAAGAAUCGAUAUUUGAUUUCAAACGUAUCUAUGGCACGGUGUCGAAGGAAGUCUCUCUGUCGGCAGCGAGAGAUUGAAUGCAAAAUAAAUUGAAGAGUGACGGAAGUGUGCAUUGUAAUUUGACGCAAAUCAUUUUCGAUCAAGUCAGCAAAUACAUUAUUUCACUAUUGAAAAAAACAACAACAUCGUUACUAUUUAUCGUGCAGUAUUGAUCAGCACUUAGGGGCUUCAAUGACUAUGGCAUGGCCUGAAAUUGCACAUACUUACACCGUUGAAAGUGGAAAAUAUGCUGUUGUUAGGUAUCCCAUUCUUACGAUGUUGUUAUUUUUCUUUUUACCCGUUUUUCGUUUUCGUUGUUGUUCGUCGAAUGAGACGCGCACACACAAUAUCGGCAACACUGUAUGUUUAUUCUGUUUGAAACAUUCAAUUCACAAUAGACUCAUUUUGUACUUCAAACACACACAGUACUACAUGUUAUGAAAUGAAUGAUGAAAAUUAAGAAUGAGAGAAUUAAUAGGUUCAAUAUGUGCUCGCAGUGUUGCUUUCCUCUCCUCCUCUUCACCUUUCACUCUAUCAUCCAUUUUGUCUAUUUGUAUUAUCGCUGGGGUAUAUUUGUGCACAAGACACUUCGCAUUUCGAUAGUGUUCUUCUAUUCGGCUUUUAUUAAAUGUUCUAUUGUUGUGAUGAAAAGAAGAACACUGAACUUUAAAUGAAAAAAUACGAUGGAUAGAAUUUCAUGAGAUAAAGAAUGGGACAUGACAAAGGCAUUUUUGCCUGAAUCCAUUUUUCCAUUUUUUUCUAUUCCCUUCUGUUGACUGAUUUAAUAGGAGUUUUAUAAAGAUCUAAAUUUGAAAAUGAUCUAUGCCAGUAAUUUAAGGACAAUUACCAUGAAAUUGGGUCAAGUAAACCGAAUUAUUAAUGCACAUCGAAUAAUCUUGCACACCUUCGAAGAAACCAGGCUGAAACAUUAAAAAAAAUAGGCAUUCAACGACCGAAAUUUAAUGUAAAUUUUUCCAAAAUAUUUAAACCACCGUAGGUUUUGUGUCAUGCAAAUGCAUGUACAACACUAAGUGCAUAGGUCUCAAACGAUAAGUGAAACACUCAUUUCGAAGUCACGAAUUUCGACUCAGACUAGAGCUCAUGGAGCGUUUAUCGCAUCGAUCGCAAAUUGGCCCAAUUUCACAAUCGCUGUCUUUUGAACAAUGUAAAAAAGAAAGCUGAUAAGAUCAAAUGCAACGAUUUCGUUUGGUUGCACUUCAAAGACGAAACGACAAAAUCGACACACACGAGAAAUCGGUUCGGUAAAUAAACAUGAACACUUAUUUCAAAAAUGUUCAUCAUUCCAAGUGUCCAAACGUCCAACAAUUGGCUUUGUUUCGACAUCAAAAAAGAAAAACAAUGAUUAUUAGAUUAAUGGAUUAGUUGUCUGUAUAAAUGGAUGAAUUUGAAUACACAAACACACAUAGACAUAUCAAUGCUCGGCUCAGGUAGAAAUCGUUUAUUUAGAAACCGGCCAAACAAUUUCGAUCUUUGUCGGCUUUUCAAGACCUCGAGUGCAAAUAGGUCAAAAAUGUUGUGUAAAAGAGUAAAUAUUCUAAAGAUAAAAAUAUUUGAGUUUUUUAAGGUUCGGAUCGAAUCGGAUAAAAAAUGCCAAAGCCCCAUAAAAUCGAAAACAAAUCAAAUGCGUGGAAUAAUUCCAGUGUUCAUAAACUCGAGGAAUUGAAAAUGGACAAAAAGAUAAGUGGUGUAAGGCUUCGUUUGAAAUGGAUCGGCAUGUCGAAUGGGCGAAAGAAGAUCCAGGUACCAGCCGACAAUGGCAAUAAAAUCGAUACACACAAUAACGGUAGUUUUUGUACAGCCAAUGUCAAAUGAAGCGGAUAAACCACGUUAAAGCAUUGUUGAGCGUUCAGCAAAACCCUUCGACUCGAUUCAUCGUCUUUUUCGUUCAGUUGUUAAUUUUCAACAAACAGGAAGACAGUAGCCCAUUACAAAAUAUAUUGCAAAUCCAAAGCCAAUAUUCACGUUAUUUUCACCCCGGGACGCACGUUGCAACAUUCAUUUGCAUUACUUGUUUCGGAUGUAUUCUUCUGGCAUUUGACGCUUUGAGAGAAUAAUUACUUUUGUCCAAAACAAGAACUGCCUUUGUUUUUUUCUCGUUUCGUCGUGCCGCAAUGACAACAUAUUUACAUUUAUAUAUCCAUUUGGUUUGGCAUGUGUUCAUCAGUUCAUUUGCUUCGUUUCUCUUUUGUUCAUCACAUUCUGUCUUGUGCACAGCUAAUUCUGUCCUGAAUGAAAUCACGAAGCCGUAUACACAAACGACGCAAAAAAAAACAAAAGGUUACAAACACACACAUACACACACUAUCGCAUAUACACUCACAAAAAUGCUGACACUGAAUUUCUCGUCUCGAGACAAUCACCAUCGCUCGAUUGGAGUGUAAGCAAGACAGAACGUCGCUUAAGCUGUGCUGCUGUUGUGAAUCAUCAUCACACAAUACGUAAUUCUUCUCGUAUAUAUACACUUUUUUUUCCCGCUUGUUUACAUAAUUUUCUAUUUUGAACGAAAACUCAUUAUAUACACAAUUUGCCACAUCUCAUUUCGUUUUCGGCAUGCGGCACACACAAAGCGGUCGCGAUUCAGUUAUGAUUGAGUCACAGAUGAAAUAGGUCCAGUGUAAAGUUGUCAAAAAAUUAUAAAUUUAUUUUGCGAAUUCAUUUAGAGGCAGAGAGAGAGAGAGAGAGAGAGAGAGAGAGAGAGAGACAGGGAUUUAGCGCGUGCCUCGACACAACAACAACAAAAAACGAAGUAAAAAAUAUCAACGUUGAAUUCUGUGCAACUGUGAUAAAAAUUACAAUGUGACCGAGAAAAAGAUUCGAAUCCGAUUUAAAGGAUUUUAAGCUUCAUCAAAAAUGCCAAGUGUUUGUGAUUACAUUUUAAAUACGAUAUUCAGUAGACUAACGAGUGGUGAUAGAUCGAAUGCGACCAAAGACACAUCAUACGAGAAAGCAUGCCGACGUGGUUCGGCUCCGUCGACACCGAUAUUGGGCCAGAAAAAUCCACCCGAACAACAAUCGACAUCACGAUUCACAAAUUUCUUCUCCAAACGUUCUUUCAGAUCGAAUCCAUUGAAACGAACAAAAUCAGUGACAAAAUUGGAGCGAUCGAAACGAGGACCGGGCGGUUUGCGUGGUUCACGAUCACAUGAAUCGUUGUUAUCGAGUCACGCCGUGAUGUCGACAAUUGACCUAUCAUGCACCGGAGCCGUUGGUGUGGCUCCCGUUCAUCAAUCGGUGCUCGGUCGACGGCACUGUUUCCAGGUGCGUGGUGGUCCACGUGGUGAACGCUACUACAGUUGCGGAUCACGACAAGAACGAGACUUAUGGAUUUACAGUUUGCGUAAAUCGAUUGCACCAAAUGCCGAGCAUCAGCGACGCACCGACAAUUCACUGAAAAUGUGGAUUCAAGAAGCCAAAGCCAUUACCCCGAAGAAACGCUACUUCUGCGAAAUAAACUUGGACAAAACACUGUAUGGCCGAACGAGCGUCAAACAAAAGACGGAUCUUUUGUUUUGGGGUGAAUAUUUUGAUUUUCCCGACAUACCCGACAUCAAUGUGAUCACAGUGAAUGUGUUUCGCGAGGGUGACAAAAAGAAGAAGCGUGACAAACACAUUCUCGUUGGAUCGGUGAAAAUUCCGAUUCAUGAUGUGACUAAAACGACACGCGAAUUCACCGAAGAUUGGUAUCCAAUUGUUUCAGAGAAGCACGAUAGUUUUAGUCGUAACUCGACCAAAGAACCAAUACCAACAUUACGGAUUAAAUGCCGUUUCCAAAGCAUUGACAUUCUGCCCAUUGAAAUUUAUACGGACUUUUUGCAAUACAUGAAAGAACACUAUAAGAAGGUAUGUGAGAUAUUAGAACCAGUUAUUUUGGUGAAACCAAAAGAAGAUAUUGGACAGGCAUUGGUGCUGCUAAUGCAGGCACACGGUUUGGCCGGACCGUUUUUGACAGAUGUCGUAGCAUUAGAUUUACUCCGGGUGGACGAUCAACGUUUAACGUUCCGUGGCAAUUCGCUGGCCACAAAGAGCAUGGAAGCAUUCUUAAAAUUGACCGGAGAACAAUACUUGCAAGACACACUGUCCGGCCCGAUCACCGAAAUCAUCACGUCAGAAAAAGACUUUGAAGUGGAUCCAUUGAAAGCGCAUGGUUCAUUGUCACGGCAACAACAAGCUCUACGCAAUGCCGUUAAAAAUACAUGGAACAGCAUUGCCGAAUCGCACAGAAAUUUCCCACCUCAACUUCGCGAAUGUUUCGCCACAUUCAGAGAGCGAUUGAUCGAAUUGAACCGAGAAGAUAUGGCUGAUAACUUGAUUAGUGCAUCAAUCUUCUUGCGUUUCUUGUGCCCGGCCAUUCUGUCGCCAAGUUUAUUCAACAUCAAGAAUGAACUUCCAUCGCAAAGAGCAACCCGUAAUUUGACUCUGGUGGCAAAGACAUUGCAAACAUUGGCCAAUUUCACACGGUUCCAAGGCAAAGAAGACUUCAUGGAAUUCUUGAACGAUUUCCUUGAGCAAGAAGCGCCACGCAUGAAGGAGUUCUUGCACCAAAUUUCAACGCGAUCGACACAACCGCCAGUUGACACAGUACUUGAUUGGCCUGGCUACAUUGAUGAGGGCAAGCAAUUGGCGAUUCUCCAUCACUUGCUGUCGGAAAAUAUUCUCAAGCUGCCGAUUCCUCGUCAAAACGAGCUGAUUGAAUUGCAAGGCGUUUUGGGUGAAAUCACAAGAGCAAAACUGUCCAAUAGUUUUGGUGUUUCACAAACCAAUCUGUCUGAAAGCAGUCAUUCAACUGUGCAAACUCACACAUUGUCUCGAUCUGAAAGCGGCAAUAUCACCUCAAACUCCAUCAUCAAGCCACUGGGCAAUGGUGAACGUGGCAUUAUGCGAGGUGUACUCACACCGAGCUCGUUGGAAAAGAACAUUUUCCGUUAUAACGAUCCAACCGUUUCGCCAUUGUUGAAUCAGGAGAACGGUGGUAUCAAUCGCAGCCAAAAUAGCAUCUACUCGAAUUCGAUUCAACACUCGCACUCCACUUCGAGCAUAUCAUCGAUUUCAAAUCAUAAUCACAACAAUUAUCAAAAUCAUUUGUUGUCCACCACCGUACAUCAUCAUCAUCACAAAAACCAUGCACCCAGCCCAGAGCGCUAUGCAUACUUACAGCAGCAACAACAAAAACAACAGCAUCAACAAUAUAAGAGCAAUGUUUACUUGGAAUCGAACGCAUCGACCGCAUCGACGCCACGCAAUUUUAACACCACAUCACACUAUUAUCCGACGAAUGGUGGCGGAUUGAAUGGUCGACGAAGCCCGUCAUUGCGUGCGAACACAUUGCCGCGAAACAACAACAUAAUCCCAGUUACCACAAUCAACAAUAAUGGCGUCCACGUGGAAAAAAACAAUUCGCCAGCAAAGAAUUCGAAUCUCAUUCAGAUCGGAUUGGACACGUCGUCAGCAUUUGUACGAAAGAGCCCGACACCGAUGCUUAAAUCACAGAAUAAUCACAAUAAUAAUCACAUUAUGCAGAGGAAUGGUUCGCAAUUGAGUUUGUUGAGCGAUCGCGGAGGCAGUCAAAUGCAAGGAUCGCCACAUGUUAAUGGUAAAAAUGCGUUCAAUUUGGAUUUGGGCAUUCCGCACAGCAGCCUCAUUGAUCCACCGCAUCCACUGCACGCCGUUUCAGCUCGAACCACCAACCAUAAUUCGAAUAUGCCAAUGAAAUUGGAAGAUUUGGACGAUUUACUGAAAUAUGCCGAUGAACAGGCGACGAGCAAUGGCGAUGAAAUUAAAACAGCCAAAGUUGGAAGCAGCACAUCGAUUGGACACUGCAGCUCGGGAUACCAAAGCAUUGCCACUCAAUCGCAAAGUUCAACCAGCCCGGUUGAUUUGGCCAGCGGUGUCAAUGCACCGAAUGCAAACGAAUUUCCAACCAACAGCAUGAAAUCACGACGUGCCCUAGGCCAACACAUUUCAUCCGCUAAUGGAAAGUAUCAAAAUAGUAAAUAUGGUAACAAUAACAACAAUGCAAACAUCAUGAAUGGUGGUGCAUUAGCAUUUAAAAAUCCACUUUACCAAUUGCAAAAUGCGAUCGGAGUGAAUGGAUCGAAUGGUACAACGAUUGCAAUUAACAAUAACGUUGGUUCGAAUGGAAAAGGACGACGACCGCACUAUAGUCAGCUACACUCAAGAGUAUCACAGCAAUCCUCGUCACUUACACCAUCGAGCAGUGAUGAACGGCUAAGUCAGUCCAAUGCACUUGACGAUUCAAAUGGUAACACAGUCAAUGGAUUGAUUAGCAACAUAAACGGUACUCUCACCAGUAGCAGUGACAAAGAGCAUUCGCUCAAUGACGAUUGCGGCAGUGGAACGCUGAAUGGCAACAGUUCAACACUGAAUUCGAUUGCCAAACGUUUGACGGGUAGCAAUAAUCGUAUGCCACGAACAAAUCCUUUGAUGCAGUACAAACGCGAAGAACCCAUUGAACCGUUGGCACAUCACAACCAUAUCAGCCACCAUCUUCGAUUCCAAAGACGAACUAGCCUCGAUUCACCGCACUCUGGCUCAGAUAGCUCUUCAGAGGGUGAAGAAGUCAUUCGAAGCGAAGGCAAACGACGCCGAUUCCCCCGAACCGUUGAACAGUGUGAACGGGAAAUUCAACGGCUUCAAUCGUCAUUGGACGCACUCCGAUCUCAUCGUGAGGAUAAUGGUAGCGAUAUGGGUGGUCGAGACUCAAACGACGAUCUUUCAAUGCAACACAGUGACAUCAAAAUGCGAAAUAUCAUUGCCAAAUUGAUUUCCAUGGAAAAGGAGCUACGGCAAGAGCAAAUGAAAAUGUCGGUUGCAUUGACCCACAAGCAACGUGUCAUCGAAGCCCAAGGACAACAAAUUGCCGCUCUAGAUGCAGCCAACAAUCGAUUGCUCAGCGCACUAAGUAGCCUUCGACAACGAUACGAAACAGUGAACCAAUCGCCAAACUCAUCGAUCAAUCCAAAUCAUUCGGCACAUUGCUAAGCAAACUUACGUUUGGAUAUAUGACAAACGAUAAAUACAAAGAAAAAAAAACAUAUUGCUCAAUACAAAAAGAAUUUCUACAAUUUUUGUUGUUGUUUUUGUUUUGUUUGUUUCGAAAAGACGAAGAAAAACCAAAAUAAUGUGUGUGUGUGUGUUUAAUAUUAAAUGGCACAGCACAAAUCCAAACAUUACAUUUUUAAGUUCUUCACCAUCCCCUUCAAAAACUCACUCAAAACAUUAAGAAAUGUAUCACUAAUGUUCCCAACGUUUUUCUUUUUUUUUGUUAAGACAAGGAAAUUUUUACAUUUAAAUAGAAUAAAAAAGAAGAAACAAGCCCAAACAUUUCAAAGAGUA
This is a messenger RNA of Sitodiplosis mosellana (orange wheat blossom midge), 11153 nucleotides long. It is a transcript of the gene raskol, whose product is annotated as ras GTPase-activating protein raskol. Lineage: Eukaryota; Metazoa; Arthropoda; Insecta; Diptera; Cecidomyiidae. The transcript is spliced from 10 exons. The record is from RefSeq and is a predicted model, not a curated record. Gene Ontology annotation, biological process: regulation of GTPase activity. Bases 6651 to 10799 code for a protein of 1382 amino acids.